AUGACAGAUUGUUUGAUGUCAUAUGCUAUUUGGUGGUUAACUAUAUAUCAGACUUGCUUUUUUGUUCUAACAGGGAGUGUAUCCUUACAGUGGUUACAUUUGACCAUUGCUAAAAGUAAUAAUACAGGCAAUUUGAAACCCGAAUACGACGACGACGAAGGUGAUGAUAAUGAUGUCAUUGAUGACAAUGACGACAUUGUCAUGUAUGAUGAUGACAAUGGUGAUGAUGACAACCAACCUGGUGAUGACGUCAAACAACCUGGUGAUGACGUCAAACAACCUGAUGAUGACGUCAAACAACCUGGUGAUGACGACAACCAACCUGGUGAUGACGACAACCAACCUGGUGACAGUGAUGAUAAAGAUGAUGGUGACCAAGAAAUGAGAAGAAGACGAAGAAGGUGGAGAAUAUUUUUAUUCAUUAACUGA
Molecule: messenger RNA, 429 nt
Organism: Trichobilharzia szidati
Lineage: Eukaryota; Metazoa; Platyhelminthes; Trematoda; Strigeidida; Schistosomatidae
Source: the annotation of a GenBank genome assembly